AUGGCGAUCAUUAAUCUUCGUCGACCAACUGAUUCUCCAAUGUGUGUCGUGAAAUUGCGGAACACUGCGAUGCAGUGGCAUGAUCGGCAUGAGUACAUUUCCGCCAUGAGCUUUCUGGAGGAGAGAACGGUUUGGACUGGUCGUCGCCAGAUCGCGCAUGCUUAA
Messenger RNA from Sclerotinia sclerotiorum 1980 UF-70, 165 nucleotides. RefSeq lists its product with no specific name. The record is from RefSeq and is a predicted model, not a curated record. The coding region runs from base 1 to 165 and encodes 54 amino acids. The transcript is spliced from 2 exons. NCBI's taxonomy places the organism in Eukaryota, Fungi, Ascomycota, Leotiomycetes, Helotiales, Sclerotiniaceae.